Knipowitschia caucasica is the source of this 204-nucleotide messenger RNA. The record is from the annotation of a GenBank genome assembly. NCBI's taxonomy places the organism in Eukaryota, Metazoa, Chordata, Actinopteri, Gobiiformes, Gobiidae.
AUGAUGGAAACAGAAUGUCCCUCUGCUUAUGAAGAACCGAAAUACAUAGUGUUUGACAGCAAUUUGAAAUUGCCCACACUGCUUGUAUCAUCGGAAGUGGGACAGUCAGCCGAUACAGGGGAGCACACCAGUUGGCAAUCUACAGCUUUCUGCAGCAGUGUAUUUUUCCGGCGGAUCCUUUGUAAAGCUGGAAAAGAUAUGUAA